UUUUUCUCUCUUUAUCAUGUCUCAAACACGCGUCAAAAGAUGGGUUCCACUUGAGGCUAAUCCAGAGGUCUGGAAUAAGAUAAUUCAUAAACUAGGUGUCAGUCCUAAAUACAACUAUGUUGAUGUUUAUGGAUUUGAUCCUGAAUUGUUGGCCAUGAUACCAGCACCUGUUGAAGCCAUGAUUUUUUUAUUUCCUCUUACUGAAACAUAUGAAAAAUACAAAAGUGAAGAAGCAGCUCGCCUUCUCGAACAUGAACAGAACAUUGACCCUGAAGUUGUAUUCUUUAAGCAGACCAUUGAAAAUGCAUGUGGCAUGAUUGCAUUGUUACAUUCUAUUGCAAACAGUCAAGAAGACAUUGCAGGCUCUGGCUUGUUUCAUGAUAUUAUCGAGAAAGCAAAAGGCAUGUCUGUUGAAAAACGAGUAGAUCUUUUAGAAAACUGCGCAGAAUUAGCUACUGUUCAUGAAUCUGCUGCAAGUCAAGGCCAAACUGAGGCUCCUGAUAAAGAUGAUGAUAUUGAUCUUCAUUUCAUUUGUUUUGUCAAAGUGGGCGAUCAUUUAUAUGAAAUGGAUGGUCGUAAAUCGUUUCCUAUUUAUCAUGGCAAAUGCACAAAUCUUGUUGAGGGAGCUGUUGAAGUUAUGCAACAAUUCAUGGCCAGAGAUCCAGAAGAAUCCAACUUUAGUGCUAUUGCUCUUUGCAAAACAGAGAAUGAAUAAGUAUUGAACUCUCGCAUGAAUAAAAUAUCUAAGACUUAAUCAUUUAACAUGC
This is a messenger RNA of Gilbertella persicaria, 767 nucleotides long. RefSeq lists its product as uncharacterized. The coding region runs from base 17 to 715 and encodes 232 amino acids. Gene Ontology annotation, biological process: protein deubiquitination; ubiquitin-dependent protein catabolic process. Gene Ontology annotation, molecular function: cysteine-type deubiquitinase activity. The transcript has 6 exons. The record is from RefSeq and is a predicted model, not a curated record. Gene Ontology annotation, cellular component: cytoplasm. Lineage: Eukaryota; Fungi; Mucoromycota; Mucoromycetes; Mucorales; Choanephoraceae.